This is a messenger RNA of Zingiber officinale, 447 nucleotides long. Its product is annotated as protein MICROTUBULE BINDING PROTEIN 2C-like. NCBI's taxonomy places the organism in Eukaryota, Viridiplantae, Streptophyta, Magnoliopsida, Zingiberales, Zingiberaceae. Gene Ontology annotation, molecular function: microtubule binding. The record is from RefSeq and is a predicted model, not a curated record. The coding region runs from base 1 to 447 and encodes 148 amino acids. The transcript is spliced from 4 exons. Gene Ontology annotation, biological process: plasmodesmata-mediated intercellular transport.
AUGAGACUUUUUGAGCGUUGGAAGUUCGGUACCGUGUCGAGCUGUAGCGAUGCCGAGCCUGUACCUAUCAUGCCGCUCGGGCAAGUGAUUCAGAAGAAAUUAGAGUUGGAAGUGACAGAAUCAAACAGUAAAAUAGAGGAACUUCAGGGAGUUCUGGAUUCCACUAAUUUUGAGAUCACUGCAUUUCUUAAAUUCUUUAAUGAACUAUCAAAGAUGCGUCUCGAUGCUGCUUCUGAUGCAAGUGCAACCUUUGGCAGUGUGGAUCAUCUUCCACAUAUAGAUGACACUGAUGAACUUGAUAUCCACAAGAUGGAAGAGGCAAGACUCACCUACAUUGCAGCUGUUGCUACUGCAAAAGAAAACCCCAGUGAAGAGUCUUUAGCGGCGGCCACUGAGGAUUCUGAUGGAAUUCUGUGUUUGAGUGUUAAAGUCUUGUAUGAAGCAUGA